AUGGCACAAACACAGCCACUCCAAGGAAUCUCAAUACCACGUUACGAAUCGCGUUCCAGCACCGCCUCCACCUACACUGCCUAUGCCAUAGUCGUCCAACUGCCCGUACGAUCAUGGACAGUCUAUCGACGAUACUCGGAAUUUGUACGGCUCCAUAAGAAUCUCUCGGCUUCUGCUAACGCUUCGUCUUCGACGGGAGAGCCAGGUGGAGCAGGAAGGCCGCCACCUCAACCACUUCCACCCAGAGAACGCGCGAGGGAAUGGAAAAAGACGUUUUCCGGCUUUCUGAGUUUUGCAUCUGGAACCGAGCAGGACGGCGGUAUGCACCAGGAAAUGUGGUUGAAAGAACGCAUGUCGGCAUUGGAGGCAUAUCUCAAGGCGAUCGUGAUGCACGAGGAUGGAGCGUGGAGAGAGUCGGAAGCGUUCAAGCAGUUUAUCGAAUGGCCGACAAGUGUCAAGAUGGUCACCGCAAACCCGGUUAGCAGAUCAUCGCCUCGAAAACCAACCAUCCCCGCCUCUCGCACCACUCCACCCAGCAUGCCCGGCGCGCUUUCCCCAGCGACUCGAGCGUUGGGCUCAGCAACCUCUGCAGCCAAUGCACCACGACCUCCAGCAGUCGAGACCGACGCAACUCGUCCGCUCAACAAUGCCCAACUCUUCCAAUCCCAAACUGACGCCAUGGAUCAACAAGACGAACAACUGCUAAAUCUCGCCGCCGUCCUGCGUAGACAGAGACAGAUGGGCGAAGCGAUCAACCAAGAGCUCGGCGAACAGACGGAAUUGCUGGGACAGUUGGAUAGCGAGGUUGAAGCCACCCAAGCGAAUUUGAGCAAGGCCGAUCAGAAGAUGGAUCGUUUCGACGGUGGCAGAGCUAAGAGCAAGGCUGGGAUAGGAAGAAAGUUUUGA
This is a messenger RNA of Mycosarcoma maydis (corn smut), 906 nucleotides long. RefSeq names its product endosomal t-SNARE. Bases 1 to 906 code for a protein of 301 amino acids. NCBI's taxonomy places the organism in Eukaryota, Fungi, Basidiomycota, Ustilaginomycetes, Ustilaginales. The record is from RefSeq and is a predicted model, not a curated record. Gene Ontology annotation, cellular component: intracellular membrane-bounded organelle. The transcript has a single exon. Gene Ontology annotation, molecular function: phosphatidylinositol binding.